Fusarium coffeatum is the source of this 783-nucleotide messenger RNA. RefSeq lists its product as uncharacterized. Bases 1 to 783 code for a protein of 260 amino acids. Lineage: Eukaryota; Fungi; Ascomycota; Sordariomycetes; Hypocreales; Nectriaceae. The transcript has a single exon. The record is from RefSeq and is a predicted model, not a curated record.
AUGGGUGAUGCACAACCAGAGGCGAGCGCUUUAUUCUACGACUCCGAUGCAUCAAAUCAUGUGCGAAAUCCGCAAAAAGAUCCACUGCAGAACAUGCCACUAGCAGAACGUUGGCGACAAUGGGUGCGACGACAAGAUACCGAAACAGACGACGAUAAUAUUAAUACGUCAACGGAAGAAAGACCAGAGACUCGUGAGAGUACAAGAGAAGAAGAAACAACAACCGAGGAUGAGGCUACGACUACAGAAGAAAGAUCGUCAACAACAGACCAACCGUCAUCAACCACUGAAGAAUCCACGACAGAAGCAUCAUCCACCGAUGAAUCCACCUCAGCUUCAACAGCUUCAUCCACCGAAACAACAAGCGACCCAACCACUACUCGCAGCAGCUUCACAUCCAUAGAACAAGGCGCAUCAUGCUACAGCACUCAUACUACAACCAGUGUAGUAUGUCACAUCACCACAGCCGGCCGUACAGAAAGCCAUUCAUGCAUCACCAACACGAUGACAUCCAGUACAUGCGCUCCAGGCCUCUUCUGCGAGAUCCAUCCCGAUUCUGGCGCGACGGUAUGCAUGGAACAGCACAAUGAGAUUGGUACGGAGGGAAUUGUUGUGGCGUCGAUUUUCGCAGCCGCCAUCGCGGGCUGCAUGGCUGUUCUGGUCGGGAUGUGUAUAAGGGACAAGCGUGCGCAAAAGAAGUUUGAGAAUUUGAAGAGGGUCAAGACUUUGAGGACUGCGAAGAGGGAGGAGCAGGCCAAUCUUAUGGCUGGAGGUCAUAUUUGA